CCCAGUCGCACGUUGUCUGCCAUCGUUUGUGAACGCAUUUACUGUCUGUCCUUGUUGGAAAAGUUUUAUGGUAUCUCGGUCCAUUUCACUCGCGCAAUGUCGAUGCACAUUUGCAUCUAACAUUUUAAUGCAAAACUAAUCGUGCACAAAAGAAAACAUUUUCUGUGAAUUAAAAUUUGAUGCAAUAGUUGUGAGAGGCAAAUAAAACAAAAUCUCCUGCAGAGUGUGCGUGUGUGUUAAACGUGAUACAUUUCGCAAAUGGUAAAUUAAUAUCCAGAGAGAUUCACACAGCCCGCAGAAAACUGUGUAACAGAAGUCACAGAACGAGCGCGUUGCGGUUUUCCGUUGAUUCUGGUCGGUUGACUUGGCUGAGCGUGUGUGGUUGCUGUGUUUUGAUACCCACACGGAUGCAGAUCUCUGGAUGCUCUGGCCAACGAAAUGCAGUUUCACACCUUCCUGAAUUGAACGUCGAGGAUCGUCUUCAAACCAAAAGUUAACGCGAAAAGAAAAAUAACAAGAACAAACACAAAAUAUUUUUCUUCGGUUCGGUUAAACAAAACACUUUCAACGACAAGUUAAACGUGACGAUCAACAACCACAAGUUGUUGUGCAGUGUAUCUUUGUGUAUUAUUCGCAAACAGCAUCGAAAUGAUGGCAUCACACCUGGAGUCGGCCAUUGAUAUAACCACGAUACGGGAUGAGGAUCUCCUCCGGAAGAUGUGGCACGAGGCGGAGGACUUUGGUCGUAAACGGGAGAUCCGUGCGCAUAUGUACAAACUGCGCGAGGAGCGCCUGAAGGAACUGUACGCCCCAGUAGAAAGCUUCGUCGGCUCAUCGAUCAGUGCCGUCAUCAUGGCACAGCAGCAGGACACCAGCACCAAGUUCAGUUUGUCCAAGAACUCUGUCACCGGUAGUCACGGCGAUUCUCUGGCCGACCAUAGCUUCGAGAGUUUCAAAACCAAGGAGAUCAGAGACUCGGAAAGUCCCACCCGAUUCGGUACCGUAAUUCCUUCAGACAAUAGUGGCUGGCAUAUCACGACGUCGCAGGAGGUAAGUGCCGAUGGCAAGACGCACACGGUGAGAAGCUCGGCAACCACUGAAGGCACAAAAGAAAUCGAUGGCGGUAAGACGUCGUUCAGUGGCAAGAACGAAGAAGCUCAAAGCGAACGCUUCGAGGGUGACGAUACAAAUUUUGUCCACAGCAAGGGUGAUCAAUCGUCCACUUUCCUCACUGAGAAUACGGUGGUCGAAGGUGACAACGGUUGCAAAAUCGAGAAAAAAUCUUCAUCAACUAUUUCGUCUUCUUCGAAAAUUAUCCGUUCGAAGCAUGUAAUUGAAGAUGAAACAGAUUUUGUACCGGUGCGUCACGAUCAAAGGGACACCCUGUUGUCAGAAGGCAAAGGAGUUGACACUUUCACCAGUAGCACCCGCGAAGAGCACACAAAAUCGAAUCUCCUCACGCACCAAAUCGAUGGAAACAUAUCUAGCAAGCAUCUUUCGAAGGACCCGGACCGUGUUAGUGAGGCUUUCAGGCUGAUGGAGCUUCCUGGUGAGGUACUCCAGCGAGAAGUCACCGUCAUCAACCCUACCACUAAGAUGAUCACGGUUACUAAAAAGCUCGAGGAUGGCACAACGGUGACAACCCGCUCGUACGAAAGGGUCGACGCACCUUCGAAGAGCUCGACGGUGACGAACGAGUCCCAUGUCAGACGUGAUUCGGAGAUAAACUCUAAGUUCUCGACUCGAGAUGAAACCGAAAUCCAAACCACGAAGAAAGACGUUGCUGACAAAGUCAUCAAUCAGCAGUUCAUUGUUGAAGAACGUACCGACACUCAAAGAAACGAACAGAUUAAGAAACACCAUCAGCAACAGCAGCAGCAACAACACGAAAUUACUAAUAAUUACAACAGGAUCACCGUUGAACUCGAUGCAGCCCACGAUUCGUUUGCUCGUUCUCUGCGCUGCGCUUCUCCGACCGGUAGCGUUCGCUCGGUCCGUUCGAACUCGACCACCGGGCGGUCAAGCGUCAGUCCCGAUAAGUCCUAUCGAAACAGACGUUCACCUUCGCGGGACUCCGACACCAGCCGUCUGAGUACUCACACCACGACACGUUCCAGCCGCACAGACGUCUCAAGCAAAGACUACAUGAAACCAACGCUUACAUCCGAGAGGAGACAAUCGAACUACAAGGAACACACAAUCCACGAGUCUUCGUCGGUGGUUGAUUCGUCUGAUAUUGUAGAAAAAAGUAAGCCGAAGGAGCGCUCUACUAGUCCGAAAAAGGUCCCACAAAACACACCGGACAUGACCCCUAGGGGACCGUCUCCCGACAAACUUUCCAGACAUACUUCCCCGAGCAAAACCCCUAAAGACGCGGCUCCGUUCUGCACGGUAAACAACUCGCGUGGUACAUCACCACAGAAACUUCGGGACACAAAAACGACAUCCGCCAAACUGGUGCGGGAAAAUUCUUCCGAAAGCUUCAAUAUCGAUACGACCAUAACGGUUUCAACGAACGACAAUCUUCAGCAACGUGUUCGUGACGAUGUAGAGGUGUUCACCACCAAGAGCCAAAUUACCGACCUAGAUGAUAUCACUAUCAACGUUAAGCUCGAGAACGUAACCGAUGACAUUGAGGUGACCACCACCGUCGAGGAAGUUGAUAUGGACAAGAAGAAAUCGGUGCCAGAAAAAGAUGAACCACCAGUAAAGAAGGCACCGAAACAGAAACCGCCGCUGGUCCGAAGUGAAACCUUCGAAGAACGUUGCCGCAAGAUCCUCGGAAUGCCCGGGAAUGUUGAUACGGAAGAGGAGGUGGUGGAUAAUGUCACAUCCAGCAUUUUCAGCACAUACGACAACACGCUGAGUUCUGAAACACGAGAGAAGCGUAUGAAAAUGGAGAAUGAAGUCAAAACGAACCAGGAAUCCAGCAAGCAGCAGACUACACGUAAAACAAACGACUUCCUCGAUUACGAGCGAAUGGUGGAAACACAACAUAAAACAUCUCCGGAGCCUGAGAAGGACAAGCCAACCCGUACUAAGGAGACUUCGCAAGAUCGAAAACCUUCCGAAUCAAGAACAUCCCCCACCAGGAAAUACUAUGAAACAUCACCAAAUCGUCGUCCGGAUGCGGGAACAAGCACUGUAAAACCUAGCGAACCGAAGGAAUCGUCUCCUGUGCGUAAGUACUCCCAACCAUCUCCUGAUCGGCGUCCAAAGGAAUCGUCACCAGCCAAAAAACCGACGGAAUCUAAGGAGUCGUCUCCCGUUCGCAAAUACUCCCAGCCAUCGCCUGAUCGUCGACCGAAGGAAGAAUCGCCAGCUGGAAAGCAAUCGGAUUACAGGAACAUCUCCCCCGUUCGUAAGCACUCACAGGCCUCUCCGGAGCGUCGUUCAAAAGAGCAGUCACCCCAUAAAACUCCAACUGAAAAAGCAAAAAGCCCAUCUCCUAUUCGAAAACCUUCUCAGCCGUCCUCCGAUCGCCCGAAAGAACAGUCACCAAUGAGGAAACCUUCUGAUUCGAAGGAAAGUUCCCCGGUUCGCAAGUAUUCUCAGCCUUCACCCGACCGGCGUCCGGUAGAUCUGAAUGUAACCAGGAAGCCAUCCGAAUCGAAGGAAGCCUCUCCCGUUCGUAAACCUUCGCAACCUUCUCCACAUCGGUCACCAUUGAUGAAGCCAUCUGAGCCGCUCGAAAGCUUCUCCGUCAGAAAAGUCUCUCAUCCAUCUCCGGAACGCCAUCCACGUGAGCAGACCCCUGUUCGUAAGUCACCCGAAACGAAGGAAACCUCACCACCCCGAUGCUCCCGUUCGAAGGAACGUUCCACGACUCCAACUGACACAAUCAACCGCAAAUCUCCUACGCAGCACGAGAAACCUUCAACUCGUAAACCUUCGACAACAUCUCCGAUGAGGAAAACUUCUCGUGACACAGCUCAAACUGAGACCACGGUAGUGAAGAGCAAGGUAACCUCGAAGGCCGAUAUCCUCGUCAACCAGAAUAAGGAGGGUAAAAAUAUGUCCGUCACAGAGAUCACAAUCCAGCCGCAGGUUGACGCCAAGAAGUCCGAUAAGAUUCUCGCCAAGCAAACUUCGGACAAUAAAUUCGACCGAAGGUCCACGAGCAGUCGAGCAGUAACGAGCAAAUCUUCGUCCGAUUUCGACGUUAAACGUAGAACGCACAACGAGAAGUCGGAAACGGUUGUUGACAAAACAAUACGCACUACCACCAAUAAAUCCAGGACACCAGCUACAAGUCCAGAUAAACGAAGACCAUUGGAUAGCAGUCCCACGAAAACUGAUAAGGGUAAACAUCACAUAACAGUAGCCAAGAUCAAAAUUGAACCAGUACGGAAGCCCGUGCAAGCUAGGAUCAUUGUAGAUGAUAGAUCAUCUAGAUCGGCUAAAACCAUUAAGACUACCAAGAAAAUCGUUGAUGAUUUCACAGAACCAGAAUCGGACAAAGAUACCGGUAUUUCCGACAAUGAAAUCGACGAUGAAACGGUCACUACAGUGGAGACGACCACCACUACAGUUACCAGCUCUAGAAGACAUCCAGCCACCGAUAGGAAGGAUUCUGCUCCCGUGUAUCGAACAACUGCCAGAGCGGACAAGGAGUACUCGCGAUCCUCUAGUGAUAACGUGUUGAAAUCGAACACCACCACGAAGAAAACGCACACUACCAAAACGUCCACCACUAGCAACAACACUACAGCAUCACCCAAAAAAACCGAACGUCCAGUUAAGUGUGUAACCACAAAGACAAUCAAUCUCUCCACCAAGGCCACGAUCGAUUCCGACAAUCUGGACAACGUCGUAAUUGACAUCCAGCAGGCGAAAUCCUCACGAGAACCAACCCCAAAUCGGUUGAUUCCGAUUCCCGUCUCGCCCGACGAGGACACCGGGAAGCCACGCUACCCGGACGCCGUUCAGGAACCAGACGAUGAACCCCGUCAAGCCCCGAGGGUCAACAACAUCCCCAUCUUCGAGGAAGCUACCAACGAGUACAUCGGCUGUGAAAUAAGUGAAAUUGAAGAUCACGAAGUGCGGGCUGCUCGUGCUAGUCGCAUCACGAAUCUGGAUCGGGUGACCGAGGAUGACGAGUCGCUGCUGAGCGUCACCCAAAAGGUGUCCAAGUUCGUCGAGGAAGCGAACAGACUGAAGGAUGACACGGCAACAAAAGCGGCGCCGAACCGUUUCGUGCGUCACGAGUACGAAGAACUGGACGAACAUCUCAGGUCGGACGAGUGUUUGCUGAGUGUGUCGGACAAGGUGACUAAGUUUAUCUCGACCGCGGAGGAGGUUAAGAAGAUUAAGACAUCCAAACCGUUUACUCCGGAUCGCGAGAUCGACACAUUGGAGCCAGAUGAGAGCCGCGCGAACGUAAAUGAGAGGGUGUCCAAGUUUUCUACGAAUGACAGUAACAGAACUUCCCUGACACGGGAAACAGUGGAGAAAAUGGACCAGAGUUGGUUGGUUGAAAAGGAUGAAUCGCUGCUGAGUGUGUCGGAGAAGAAGAAAAAGUUCAUCGCGGGCUCGAAUGCUCCCCAGAAAUCUCCCGAAUUGGUGAAGAAUAUCAUGAAACAGACCACCAGACAGGAGCGGGACGAGGAAGGCGCAGAACUCGAUCAGAAGACUAACAUUGUUGAUAGAUAUACUACGACUGCUUUGACGAAACCGAGGGACAAGGUUCCUCAGACCGUUACGUUGAGAAGUACCGAAGCGGUGAAGAAAGCAAAGGAAAUCUUCGAAAGCAGUAACAAAUCAACUGCAGCGGAGAUCGCCCGCCAGAAGGAUAUCCUUUCCCGACCAUCGAUUUGGGAAGAUCGUAGAAAGAAGGAACAAGCUACGGUGACGGUGGCUAGGGAACCGAAGGCGGAUCAAUCGAAAAAUCAAAAAGAUGUUCGACUAACCGACAUUGGUGUAUUCAGGAAGCAUCAAGCAGAGGCUGAACCUGAAUCGCGGAAGCCAACACCGGAGGAACCCACACAAGAGGCUCCCAAGACUCGCCGCGAUAGCGGAACUCCAAAAACUCCGGCAUACAUUAAGGACACCGUAUCCACGAAGAAAAACCUUUUCGAGAAGAAAAUUUCCUCAUCGAAAAUGGAAGUUGCCAAUGUUGGUCGAUCCACAACGACGACGACACAGGAGGAAUGCGUAGAGUCAUCGGUAACGCAUGCCAAGCGACCUUCGAUCACGGAAAAGUACGAGCGCUCCGUUUCACGGGACACCCCAACACCUGGCAAUAAACCUUCCUACAUGAGCCACACGGUUAGCUCCAUGGAACAUAUGAACACAAGCCGCCGAGAAUCCAUCGACAGCACACAUCGAAUAGCUGAACUGAAAGAGCAAGUUCAUCAACAGGAAGCUGCACCGUCGAAACCAUCGAACAAAUUUGGCGUCGAACUGAAGCGUACAGAUUCCGGGCGGAAUGUCAUUCCUGCUCUGGUCAAGCGCAAGAGUUCGGCAGACAUUCCCCACUUCGAGGAGAUUUUCAACUUGGAGCUGUUGGAGAAAAUGCUGGAAACGGUCACCGGUUACGAACAACGCAGACGUAUUCGUGCCCAGAUUCGGUUGGUCAAAAAGAUGGGAGAGAAACCGAACUCUUCUACCACAACGACCACGACGGUUACAACUACAACUAAAAUGAACAGCAGCAGAGUUCGCGAUACGAGCCCGAAAAGGAAGGAACCGAGCCCGACAAGGGUGACGAGGAGAGGCGUUCAGGAUACGGAAGUUCGUUCUGUGAAAACGGUUGAAGUGGAGAAGAAAAGCGAUACGCUUCAACGUAGUUCAAGCCCAACCAAGCCCAAGUCCACGACGAUGAAUGGAAAGAUUUCCACUACCGUCCCUACAAAAACGCCUAAGGUUACCGAGAAAAUUGCUCCGACAGAACCGAAGGAUGACAAACCGAUAUGGGCUACCAGCAACAUUUUGAAAAAGGCAUCCGAAAACACACGCAACUUCAAGACGGCCUCAACGACGAAUACCACAACGAAGAAAACAAUCACCACAAUUCGGGAUGUUCCCAAGGAAAUGAAACCAACCGACUGUAUUACAUCCAGCUAUGGCGUCGGACCAACGGACGAAAACGGUCUCCCACUGUUCGGCAUCCGUGCGUUGAAGAAAAAGCCUGCCGAAACGGGUUCAGACUACGAAACAACUUCCAAAAUAUCGGGGAGCAGCGUGUCGGAAGCGCUGUACUCGGAGAACGGAUCCGCCCCCAUAGGGGAACGCAAGACCACUGUUUAUUCAUCCGACGUAAGGGAUUUUGAAGAUCUAAACCUCUCGGAAAGCAAGCGUAACCUGGCGAUCGUGCGCGACAAGCGGUUGGAGCGGGAAAAUUCCCGCAAAGGGUUGAUUUCGUUGACGAAGGUUGAAAAAAUCACCAACGGAGGCAGUCACGUAACCGCGGAGGAGAUUGGCACACUGGAGGACAUUCCGCAUCGUCGACCCUCGAAGCUACAGCAUCGUGGCUCCGUGAAGGAGCUGACUGAACGGUUUGUGCACAAGGAAUCCUCAUCGUCCCUCACCUCGGACAAGAACUACCCCAAGGCCGGACUGAUUCUCCGCUCUGCCCAGAGUCAUUCCAGCCGGGCGUCGACACCGGGUGAAAUAAGUUCCGCCCGAUCGGGAUCGAUCGAUUUCGACGAGAACGAUGUCGAGCUGCAGUCAUCCUCCGCCAUUUCGAAAAAAGCGCUGCGCGAAAGUAUUAUGACAUCCACUUCGUCAGCUUCCUUCAUGACAUCCGGCAGGACGGAAACAAACGAGGAAGAGGUCGAAGAUGGAGUUGUGUUUCGCAAAAAUCGUAGCAGCAGCAGCAGCAGACAGACACGAUCGUUCCUGAACGAUGGAAGCCGCGUUUCUGGAGUUCAGGAUGUGCUGGAGAGGAUGCGCAAUGCCGACAAUGUGGAAGAAAGUGACGAUACCGAAGAGGACCGGGAGGCACGGGCUUUGCUGAACAAAUUCCUUGGUGCUUCGGUCCUUAUGAGUGGCAUGGAGUCAAUGGUCACGAGUAGCAUGAAGGAAGAAUCCACGAGCGGCACCGUACCCGGAUCGCAAAAGGUCUCCAAGGUAACAACAACCCGCACUGUUAAGUCGUCUGCUUCGUCGAACAGUGCGUCCAAACCUAGCGUUGAAAAUCUUGAACAAAUCUGGGACGAAGCCGUUUUGAAGCAAUUGCUGGAAUCAUCCACGAACUACGAGGAACGCCGUAAAAUCCGAGCCCGCCUGCGACAGAUCAUGGCCGAGAAAGAAGCCUGCGCGGAUAUCGUGGCUAGCGUAACAGCCGAUUUACAGCGGGAACGACAGCUCCAGAAGCAGCUGAGCACCAACAACUCCAACAAUAACAACAACAAUAGUGGCAUCCAGGGUGAGUCGCUCUUGCUGCCCCUACUGCAGGGUAUAUUGUUGAACAACAAAGGGGGUGCAGGUGGUGGGCAGGUUGGAACCGCCAGCGGUAGUGGAACCGUUACCACGCUCUCGAUUCCACCGGUCGAAGAUUCCGGCACAGAAUCCGGUGAAGACUUGCGGCUUCUGGCGGCCGGUUUGCAUGAUAAUAUCGAGAUGUAUCGUGGUAUUGGUACUGGUGCAUCCACCAGCAGCGGUGGUAGUGUUAGUGGUGAUGGUAGUAGUGUUAGUAAUCUUGCACCACAGGAAAAUGGUGAAAGUAUCUUGCACGAAGUUACAGCUGCCCUCCAGAGGCUGCAGCUUUCGCUGAGGGAUGGGAAAAACAUGAAUUUGGACACAAGCAAACGAAACGCACUUCUCACACUCGUCUGCCGACUGCAGACGGGCCUUAUGCAACCCGAGAAGCUCCCCGAGCAAGUUUCACCCGUGAACGAACUCAUCGAUGACAAGGAAGAGAGUAUCGAUUACAACCAAGCCCGCCGGGGCAGUGGCCGAUUUUCCAAACGACGAAACCGUAACAACCGUCACACGGUUGGAGUUAGUCGGGAAGAGCUAGCGGAUGCUCGGCGGUUUAUCGAAGAAUUCGGACGCAUUGAGAGUAUAUCCUCGCACUCCCAUUCGGCUACCCCUGAGAAAUCCAAAACCCCUGAAAAACCCACCCCACCAUCUCGCGUUCCACAUAAACAACCAUCCCCGAAUGUCGUCCCUGUGUCCACACCCGUAGCUCCCACAACAACCUUUGCCAUGAAACGCCCUAGCCAAUUUGUUCCCAAAGCGAUCCAAGAUCUCAAACCAGCUAUCAAACUCAAUGACUCGGAACCGCUCGUGAACGGACGAGAUCGCAAAGCAAAGCAGAAGCUUUUCCGUCAAUCGCACAGCUUUGAACAACCCCCGGUCAAUGGUCACGAACUGGAGACCGGUCAGCACAAACCGAUCGACGUAAAGUCUGCCACUACCCGAGGCGACCCGUUCAAAAAACCCGUCCAAACAGCGGCUCAACGAGCGCUCAUAAAGAAGUAUUCCUUCAACGAUGGUUCAACUUCCGAUGAAGAUGAACCCCAGAAGAACGCUGAACAAGUUGUUCUCCAGAGGAGCACACCUAAGGGAUCGGCUGUUAUAAACACGGUUCAAAAAAUCGUGAGUCGUGAAGUUAAACAAGAAUCACCGAAGCCUGUUACCGUGGUAACAGCUGCCAGAAAGCAAGGAAGCUCGCAAAGUAGAACCCUCGAUAGUCACGUUGCUCACAUGGGCGGUGUCGAAGGGUCGAAACCGUUGAACAAAUAUACCAGCAAAAAGCUUCGAAUGAAGCGAGCUAAUACCAUUGAUAUCCCGAAAAAACUUUUGAGCAACGAGGUGUACAGCGACGAUGACUCCGAGGAGGAGAGGAACCCUCUAGAACGGACGCGGGAAACUAAAUCGAAAACUCCGGUUUCUUCCGUUACAAAACCGGCUAUAGAAGUACCCGAAUUCAAGCCAAAAACCGAGAGCGAUAUGAAGUUUAUGGCUUUCCUGCAGAAACAGAACCAGGCAUCGAAACAGGUGUGGUCCAAUGCCACCAAAGAUCACAUUGGUUCCAACAACUGGACCAGCAAGUUCGACCAUCUCAAGAGUAAUUUUGAACACGCUGACAUGUCCAGGAAAUUCGGUCCUCCCGCGAAGAGCGCUCCCAAAAAUUCAGCGAUGAAUUUCUGGAAGAAAGCCGAGAGCGCCUCCUUGGAUGAAACAUCCUUACGUACCAGUGUUCCCAGCCAUGCUUCGAAGCCACCCAAAACUGGUGCUCCCGUUCCAAGUAACGCGGUUGCGAAAAGAUCCACGCAAGGACAGCAACCUCCGAAACCUAGUUCCGUUUCUCAACAACCUCCAAAACCCAAAUCUGUUCCCCAACCCGUAGUUCCACCAAUGAGCGCUAGCAACAGAACCUCCAAAAUCGUACCCGCCCAAAAACCUGCAACCGUUCCAUCGCCGUCCUCCAAUCAAUUUACCCACGCCCCAACGUCUGCAUUUAAACCGAUUCCCAAGAAGCUCCCGCCCGUGAAUCUGGACUUUAAACCCGUCCAUCACGAACCAGACAUAAUAAAACCCAUCCCUGCUCACGUUUCCAGUGGCGUUGUGAAGCAAAUCGUAGCAUCCGGGUUUAAGGAAACCCCGGAAGUCAAAGCCGAACCGAUACCGGUCCAACUAGGUCUAGUCAAAUCCCUCGCGGCAGCUGGUUAUCACGAAACCCCAUACGUUCCUCCACCGAAGCUAGAACGAACGCCCACACAACUUGUGCUGAACUAUCAAGCUAAACCGGAACGUCCCGAAUCACCAACGUCAGCCGCACCUUGGAUCGGUAAAACGACCACCGACAACGGGAGCCGUGUGGCCAGCAUCGCCUCCACCAAGUUCACGGCGAAUCAGUUUGGACUGAACAAGGGAACUCUCCCGGCACAGCAGCCCCUCACUUACCAAGGCUCCCUGAAAUACAGCGAGAAACCUCUCAACUACCAGCAGACGGAUCGGCUGAGCGAUAAGCGGCCUUCACUGCCCGAUGUGGCGGGUUUCAGUGCGCAACCGACUUACACCUUCACGGACUUCACUCAGCCCGAGUUGGUUUCAACGUUUGCUUUGAACCGAAGCGAUUCGCUUACCAAUCCCGAAAACCAACCGCUGGUUCUGACGAGUACAAAUUCCGUGUUCAGUCCCGCCAGCAUCCACCAUGCUCCACAAAUCAGCUAUCAAACCACCAACGUUCAACGGGACAAAGUUGACGAUGAUGAUGAUGACGACGAUGACCUUGAGUCAGUAGACUCGCAGGAGAUACGUGUUGUGACCCGGGUUAUGCAGGCACCGGUCAGCCAGCAAGCGAGCUAUUCGUCCAACAAACCGACCCAUUUGGGAGGCUCUGAAGAACGUGGAACAGCAAUGGCUCAUAAUCUGCACAGUUCGCUGAAAGCAUUCACGCAGAAAAGUCCUACGCCUCCUAAUAGACUGAUCACCAACCAGAGACGCGAUUCGAGCAAUUCGUUCGACUCACAGUCAUCCAACUACCCGCAGCGAGCUCAGACCCACUACAGCAUACCGAGGGUAGAAGUUACACCACAAACACCGGUUUCAGUCAAACCACAGCCCCAAUUUAGCCUCCCAGCGCAUGUUAUCUACAACAACGUGCAAGGCUCCCCGCAGACUAGGCAGACUUUUGGGGGACCCCAGCUAAAUCAACUAUCGCGAACAGACUCCUGGGUGCGGCUGAAUCAACAACCUGCUCCCAUUAGUCUAGCUCGGACCAAAUCCAGCAGUACUCUCGCUGUCCCGCAGAAUACCACCCGUGCGCUGGGAAACCAACCCCGGGUGAUAUCGGACAAGCAACGCACAAUGGAAGCGUACUUUUCCGGUCAGAAACCGUCGUUCAACCCGUUGGCGAAGACUUCGUCCUCUCACAAUAUCCUCCGGGAUAAGAGUGGUAUGACGCAAAACAGCGUUCGACCGGUUUCGUAUGCCAUGGGCCACAACUACAACCCGAUGCAGUACAACAUCAUGAGCUCACAGCCGGUUUAUAGUAACACGGGUGGUUAUCAACCACCGUCUAUGUACACAUCUGCAUCUAUCGCACAGCAGCGACCACAACCACUACAGUCCCAAUACUAUCAACCUCCGCUGGGUGGUGGGUUGGCUCGAAGCCGAACGAUGCCCCACAUCCCGAUGAAUAACCUUAGCCUGCUGGACGAGAGCAACGUUGACGAUGCAUUUGAGGAACUCAUGACUCAAUCCUUCGCUGUGUAG
Toxorhynchites rutilus septentrionalis is the source of this 12168-nucleotide messenger RNA. RefSeq names its product serine-rich adhesin for platelets-like. NCBI's taxonomy places the organism in Eukaryota, Metazoa, Arthropoda, Insecta, Diptera, Culicidae. The coding region runs from base 649 to 12168 and encodes 3839 amino acids. The record is from RefSeq and is a predicted model, not a curated record. The transcript is spliced from 8 exons.